Molecule: messenger RNA, 1922 nt
Organism: Anastrepha ludens (Mexican fruit fly)
Lineage: Eukaryota; Metazoa; Arthropoda; Insecta; Diptera; Tephritidae
Gene: Dip-C
Product: xaa-Pro dipeptidase
Exons: 2
Coding region: 227-1669 (480 amino acids)
Molecular function (GO): metalloaminopeptidase activity; manganese ion binding
Source: RefSeq, a predicted model, not a curated record
AAAUAAAACGAAGAAAACCGAAACCAGACAGAAAACGUUGAAACUUGUCGAUUACAUUUUUUUGUUGUUCUACUUUGUAUACUGAUUAGUUGAAGUGCAAUAAAACCCAUUGCACUAAUAAAUAAACGGCCACGGAAAGCCAGAUAAAAGCUACUGGGAAUGAACUCCAGUUGCGGUCUUAAAUUGUAACCAUACACACCGUCAAAGCAAGUAAAUUGACACCAAAAUGGCCACCUUUCGCAUGGGUCCAACGACACUUUCAGUGCUAAUGUCACUCUUCCAGAAAAAUAGACAAAAAGUCUGUGCUGCUCUAAGGGAAAAGGGUUCCUUAAAAGCCAAAUCAUACGUGCUACUCGCUGGUGGCGAUGACGUGAGUUUCAACGACACGGAUAUAAGCCAUCCUUUUCGUCAGGAAUCUUACUUCCAGUACUUGUUUGGAGUAAAAGAACCCGGCUGCUAUGGUGUAUUGGAAGUAGACACAAGCAAGUCAACAUUGUUUGUGCCCCGUUUGCCUGAAGAGUAUGCCACUUGGAUGGGCAAGUUGUAUACUUUGGAGGAAUUUAAGAAAAUGUACGAAGUAGACAGGGUGCGUUAUGUAGACGAAUUGAAUGCGUUCUUUGAGAGUGCUGAUCCCUCUCUAAUACUUACUCUGAGUGGAAUCAAUACGGACAGUGGCUUAGCCUCGAAACCGGCGCGAUUUGAAGGAAUUGAAAAAUUUAUUGUCGACUGUGAUUUGCUACAUCCAGUAAUAGCCGAGUGUCGCGUUAUCAAGUCGCCCGAGGAAAUUGAGGUGCUGCGCUACGUCGCAAAAGUUUCUUCAGAUGCACACAUUCGUGUUAUGCAGUUCAUGCGUCCUGGUCGUUCCGAGUAUGAAGGCGAGGCGGUGUUUUUGCAUCAUGCGUACGCUGUUGGCGGCUGCCGACACGCCUCGUACACUUGCAUUUGCGGCAGUGGCGUAAAUUCGGCAGUACUACACUAUGGUCAUGCGGGAGCGCCAAACGAUGGACCUGUGCGCGAUGGCGAUAUGUGCCUCUUUGAUAUGGGCGCCAACUACUGUGGCUAUGCAGCGGAUAUAACUUGUAGCUUCCCAGCUAAUGGUAAAUUCACCGAAGACCAGAAAUACAUUUACAAUGCUGUAUUGGCUGGGCGAAAUGCCGUAUUGCAGCAGGCACGUGAUGGCGUCUCCUGGGUGGAUAUGCACAAGCUAUCGUGCCGUGUUAUGCUGGAGAAAUUGAAGGAUGGCGGUAUGCUGAAAGGAGAUGUAGACGAUAUGCUCGCCGCAGGUUUGGCGGGUGUUUUCCAACCGCACGGUCUGGGGCAUCUGAUCGGCUUGGAUGUGCAUGAUGUCGGUGGCUAUCUAGCGGGGCAACCGACGCGCCCAACCGAACAAUGGCUAAGUAAACUACGUUUUGCGCGUACGCUGAAAGCAGGCAUGUACGUGACUGUCGAGCCGGGAUGUUACUUCAUCGAAUACCUAAUGGAUCGUGCACUUGCCGACCCGAAUUUGAACAAGUUCAUCGUGCCAGAGGUGUAUGAACGAUUCCGCAAAUUUGGCGGCGUACGCAUUGAGGACGAUGUGCUGAUCACUAAAACUGGAUGUGAGAAUUUCGCCAUUGUGCCACGCACUGUGGAGGAAAUCGAGAAGACGAUGGCUGUUCGCAAGGAAUGACCAAAAAAUUGUUACUUGGGAAUAUAUUUUCUACUUUAUCUCUCCCAAAUAUAUAUUGAUUGAAUGGAAUAGUGCCGUGAUAAGCACAAGUGCAGAUUAGAUUGUCAUCGAUGAUUUAUAUGGGUAUUGUACCUACCAAGAAAGAAAGAACUAUAUGCUUUAUCACAUCGUUACAUAUAUUUACUUUUUUUUUAUUGCAUGUUUACUACAUAUUUUAUAUAUCUGUUAUUGAAUAAAAAAGUCAAGCAACUUA